Mollisia scopiformis is the source of this 1795-nucleotide messenger RNA. RefSeq lists its product as uncharacterized. Lineage: Eukaryota; Fungi; Ascomycota; Leotiomycetes; Helotiales; Mollisiaceae. The transcript is spliced from 6 exons. The coding region runs from base 281 to 1561 and encodes 426 amino acids. The record is from RefSeq and is a predicted model, not a curated record.
CAAGUCAACACUUGAGAAUGAUAGGGCGUCUAAAUCAAAUUUGAUUGUGAAAACUUAACAACUCCUCUGAAGAACAUAUGCACCUUCUUUACUCGUUGGCUACCUCGGGUGCCUAAAAUUGUGGGGCUACAUUUCGCGAGAACAUCGCGCUAUCAGCUGAUGCCUCCUUUGCUGUGCCUUAUUAUACUCCACUCUUCUCCCCUUAAAAGCAGGAAAGGUCGUCUGUCCGAGCAAUUUCAUUCCAUCUCUAUUCACAAUUGCUUCAAAAUCGUUCUUUGCAAUGACUCCCUUGCUUCGUCAACUUCAGAUUUGGGGAGCACAGUGGCAUCGCGAUGAUUAUUUGAAGGUGCUCAACGACAAAAUAGCAUAUUGGGCAAGAAAGCCAUACCCUAUGCGUGCCUUGCACCAAGAAAUCGACGCCUUAUUCGUUGAUGACCCGCAUCUUCUAGAGACGCUUGAUCAGUUUCUAGUCGAGAAAUUCCCGAAGCAGAUUGCCAAAGCUGAGGAAGCCAGAAUUGAACAGGAAGAAACUCAUAGAAUAGCUUGUGAGAUUCAAAGCGAGUCUAGACUCCUCACACUUCCUCGAGAAAUUCGUGAUAAGAUUUGGGAAGAAGCUGUUAUAGGUCAGGUCAUUCACAUCAGUCAUACAGAAGCACAUAGUCCGAAACGCCGUCGUCCGGGACGCCCCAAGAGAGCCAAGUUCCUCUAUCACGCCUGUAAAGCCGGGCUUCAUAGCUCAGCAUGUCCACCCGGUCAAGGUGACCAUAUCAACUGCUCUACAGACGGGCCGAGUGACUUCCAUGGCAUCAGUCUCGUGUGCAGACAAGUCUACCUAGAGCUCCCCGCAUCAGACUCAAUGCUGUCGAACAACGCUCUCCAGUUUUCCGACCUUAACACCGCAGACCGUUUUCUCUUUGGUCUUGAUGAAGAUAUCAGAGCGUCUGUGACUCAUCUAAAGUUAGCGGUUCCUUAUUCCUUGACUGGGCGAAUUUAUCCUCUCUACGGAGUCGCCAUGGCUGAUCCUUGGCAAUCCAUCUGCAAUUAUUACAGCAAUCCGUGGGACAGAAAAUCGUUGCGCAUGUACCCCAAACCUAAUGAUCAGUCACAUCUGCUCAGAGAACCAAUACACUUCUACUACUCUGGAUGCUAUUACGCCCACAAUAGGGACAGGCUAUAUAGAACGUGGCAAGUGGGUCGUGGGAACACGAGUUGGGAUGUCACUAUCUCAGAACUCAAAUACAGAGGCUGUCCACGGCUCGAGGUAGCAAUGGCAUGUCCUACUGCGAAAGAGAUUGCAAAUGAAGCUUCCCACCACAGUUCAGCAGGUCUCUGGAGAACGGAAUUUGAGACCCAUCCUCAAUCCUGGCUUAUACCGCUAUUACAGUUUCGAAAUUACGACCAGUUGGGAUUUCAAUUCUACGACAAAGACGGAGUGAAGGAUUUUCAGCCGGACUUCGUUGCUGCAUUGAAGGAACACAUUGCUGGGCUGCCGAUUGGGCCUCAAAUCUGUGCUUUCUUUGCAGGAGGAGGAUAUGCGAACGGACAAGCGUACCAAUUAUAGGCUCUUCAUGUUGUUCUAUUCGGGGCGCGGACAAUUAUUUCUAGCAAAGCUUAUAUAUCCCCGAGAAAAGUGAUCUACUUUAUGAUACUUUACUCUGUGCAUUGGCUGAGUUUGUUCAGAUAAUAAGCCCUUCCAGGUGUUCCCCUUACCAACAGGGGACAUCUGUCGUCCCUCUGGAAGUGACCAGCUUCGAACACUACAUUCACGCAGUCAUGAACUACAACGCCCCAAGUA